AUGGUAUGGGCCAAAAGUAAGUAUGUUUACAUCUUUACGUUUACUUAUAGUACCAUAGAUAAAAAAUUUAUUUAAUUUUAAAAAUAUUUAUAAAAAAUAGAAAAUUGGUCAGAAUAUACUAUAUUAACUGCGUAAAAAUCCUAAAAAACUAAAAGUGAAGAAUACUUUAUUUUUUCUACAAGAUUGUCAAGAAAGUUGUUGCAGAACGAUCACUAACCGCCGAUGGCGAUUUUUUGCCCCACGUCCGAUUGGCGAAAGAUUUAAUGGAUCCACGCAGAUACGACAGUCGAAUUCGACCGGUCAUGAACUUCACGCAAAGAACAAGAAUUGUCGUCAGUAUGAGCUUGUACCAGAUCCUAGCAAUAGUACGUAAUUCACUUAUUUUGUUUUCGUCCCAAUAUAUAAUGCUGCUUAAGUUUUAUUUGCCUUAAAUACCCGAUUGAAUUGCACGAUAAUGAAUACCACUUUAGAACGAGAAGAUGCAGAACAUUGACUUGAAUGUAUGGGUAAUACAGAAGUGGAGAGACGAGUUCCUAGGCUGGUCACCUCUGAAAUACGGCCUUAUCAACAACACCAUCUUACCGUAUCAACGGAUAUGGCUACCCGACACUUAUAUCUACAACAGGUGAGAUAUCUCACAACAUACUUACAGUAUAUUUACUAGAAAACCAUUAAAAUUCCUAUUUACAAUUCUUAAGUCAAAAGUCAACAAAAACAACUUUAAAAAUGUAAAUUAAUUCUUCAGCGUGGUCAUGAAUCGGGAAGAGACGGAGCGCUACAUCAACGCCGUAGUCACUACGAACUACUGGAAGAAGGAGAGAGGAGCUCAGAUCAUGUUCAUGUACCCAGCCUUAUACAGGUAACAACAAUGUUACAGUACACUUCUGUGUUUAGAACUAGUUGCAGAAUCCACAUCAGAUUCUUCCCUUACGAUCUACAGAACUGCACGUUGAUUAUAAGUUCGUGGACGAGUGACAAGAGCUCCAUCGACUACGUUCCCGAGUUUGAUACCGUGAACCUGGAGAACUUUAUUCCGAACGAGGAGUGGGUGGUGGUCAGCUUUCAUAUGAGACGUAAAGAGGUGAGAAGAGAUGACAUGUGAAGGAAUUACAGCUAAACUAUAAUAAUUCGAAAUACUAAAUAACAACUUUUAGGAAAAGUUCGUUUGUUGUCCAGAACCAUGGGUGUUAUUGGAAGCCUCCUUGGUAGUGAGAAGGAAACCUUUAUAUUAUAUUGUGAACCUUGUUGUUCCAACUUCUGUUAUCACUUUAGUCGCUGUAACUGGAUUCUUCACUCCAGCUUCGACCAGUAAUGAAAGAAGAGAGAAACUGAGUUUGGGAAUAGAUUCUCUGCUGGCCAUGAGUAUCUUACUCACUAUGAUUGCAGGUAAACCUUUAAAUUUACCUUCAAAAUCAAGUGUAAUAUAAGAGAAAAAACACCUUUACCUUAACUUUCAAUAAUUAAACUAACUUUAACAGCUGCUAAAACCUAAAGUUUUAUUCAAUGUUCCGUUGUUACCUAAACCUAAACGCAAUACCUAACUUUGCAGAACAAAUGCCAACAAUCAGUGACUACGUGCCUUUGUUUGGUAUCUUUUACCUAGCCAUUAUCAUAAUCAUAUUCGCGGGAACUCUUUUCUCGGCCUUCAUCCUCAACGUUCAUCUCCAGAAAACCAGAAACAAACCCAUUCCUCCGUUGGUGAGCUUCAUCUUCUUCCACAAGGUGGCUCCCUUUCUCAGUCUACGACCUCCCACCACGCUUCUGGAGCUGUGGAUGGAGACGGGAGUGAGGAUAAAAGGCCUGAAAGAUGCCGAUCCCAAACUGCCCAUGAGGUUCUCGACCAACAAAAGGAGUUUAGGCUUACCGGCGCCACGCAAAGAGAAGGAAUUCACGUUUCUGAAUGGCCAAAAUGGAAAUAACGAGGAAAAACGGAAUGUAAGUUACAGUGAAUUACUCUACGUGAAGCGAAAAGUCUUCAGAAUGAGCCAGAAACAGUUUUUCAAACAUUUUUUGUAAAUUAAUCGAGAAAUCUGGAAGAAAAUCUCCGAAAACCUCUGAAAAACAAUCGUUCCAAGAGUCACAACCUUGUUUUUUGCCAAAUUUUGUUUGGUUUUACUCUCUUCCUGCUCUCGUCUGUGCCGGAAAUUAGUUUUAAACAUUAAUGUGACCUUCAGCAUCUUCUCGGCUCACCGGAACUGUUUAAAAGGUCUCAAAUAGAAACGGAAUGGGAGCCGUCUAAACAAGGGCCAAGUCUAAACACUCCCAAAACGGCACAGAAGGCCAGAAACAACUGGAAACGUCUGGCAGCCAGAGCCAACGCCAAAAGUAAGGUUUCAAUUACCUAAUGAAACAACAUUAACAUCAUACUCAAUGUUUAUGUUUUUAAGUUAGCUGCUAAAUUUAUAGGUAAUGGCUGUUUUAAAAGGUUUGAAAAUAACUAAUUAAGAACAAAUAUUUAUAUUGUUAUUUUUGAAAAAAGCCAUAUCAAUUGUUUUAUAACAGUAAUAUCCAAAAAAUAAUACUAAAUUCGUAACUAUCUUAGAACUAAACACAAAGUUCUUGACUAAAUUACGGUACAUCUUGGAAAAACAAUGUUCUGACACUGACAAAAACACUAGUUUAGCCCAAAACUAUUCCAAGGUUUUCAAAAACAAUUAUUGUGGCACAAACACCCUACUCUAACUGUGAGAAACAACUAAUUCCAGGGAAAGAAGAACAAAACAAAAUCAGCGACAUUCCUUUUGCUGAUGGUGCUUCAUUAGCUCCGAGCACUGGUUUCGAGCCAAUGAAUGUGGGGCCAUACUCAGCUCGACACAAGGUCUCGACAGCCAGUAGACCUCAAUCCAUGUUGCCUGCACUGCAGUUGCUGUAUAUGCAACAAGGUGGGGGUCCUGCUUCUGGGAGCGCGGCCGACGCCUUCCUUCUGGAUGCCAAACUGAGGCGACGCUACGCCCACGAGUGGGAGUUUCUGGCUUCGGUGCUGGAUCGGGUGUUGUUGAUAGUGUUUUCGGGCCUGGUACUACUGGUCACUGCCGCCAUGAUAGCGGUGGGCGAGGCGAUCCACUUCUCCUACUCGCUGGUCGAGGAUUUCCCUCAAAACGUCACAGAGUUCAACCAAGACUUCUGA
Messenger RNA from Bursaphelenchus okinawaensis, 3127 nucleotides. Lineage: Eukaryota; Metazoa; Nematoda; Chromadorea; Rhabditida; Aphelenchoididae. The record is from the annotation of a GenBank genome assembly.